Molecule: messenger RNA, 1944 nt
Organism: Caenorhabditis remanei
Lineage: Eukaryota; Metazoa; Nematoda; Chromadorea; Rhabditida; Rhabditidae
Exons: 7
Coding region: 1-1944 (647 amino acids)
Biological process (GO): transcription initiation at RNA polymerase II promoter
Cellular component (GO): transcription factor TFIID complex
Molecular function (GO): protein binding; RNA polymerase II general transcription initiation factor activity
Source: RefSeq, a predicted model, not a curated record
AUGAACCCACAGGACAACGAGAAUUCGAAUAGUCAAUUCUUCGACUCUCCUCUCAUGAAUCAGAAUAAUCCGAUGGAUGAUGGUCUUCUGUCGAGACCAAUGAACAACGAGACCCUCCAGGCGGUUUUGGAGUUUUUAAGAAAAAACGGACUGUCCGAAACGGAGGAACAGUUGACACGGGAGGCGGGGCCUGUGUUGAGGAAUGAGGGAACCAGUGGAUUGCCGCCCGAAGAAGCGAUAUCCGUUGAAUUCGAUGCAUUUGUGAAGCACGCGAAUGAGUGUUCAGAUGUGAUACAAGCAGAGUUCAGUCAGCUGAUAUUCCCAAUAUUUGCUCAUAGUUAUAUUGCUUUGAUGGAUAAACAUCCGGAUACCGCCAGGAAAUUCUUCAAUCGAUUCAAAAUAUUCAUUCCCGAAUGUUUCUCGGAAUUCGUUCAUAAACUGUCACUAAUUGAAGACCAAAUGACAAUGAGACCGAAUGAAUAUGUGAGAGUUCUCAGGGAGAAUAAGGUUCUCGUCAAAUUAUCCAAACCGACUCAGAAACAUUUGGAAUCGAUUCAGACGAGACUUAUUGGCGUCAAGAAUAUCAUUGCAAAGCAUAUCAAUAUUGAAAGCGCCGACGAGGGAGCAAUGAGUCGAACGAUGAUUGAGAGUCAAAUGGGCGGAAUACUGGGAGUAAUUGGGAAAGGAGAACGGAGACACAAAAUGUUAUUCUCAGUUGUGAAAGACGAAUUGAUGCAGAGUAUUGAAAAGAGAAAAACGAAAGGAAAGGAUGUUGGAAAGAAGAUGCCAACGGCACAACACUGUCCCCAACACGACCGUAUCCCCCUACCACCAAUCUCCGAACACUUACGAGAAGAGCGUCGAAAUUGGCUUCGCGACGUGGGAAAAAUGGCGAUAAUCACUCCAGAAACGCCCGUCUCAAUAUGUAUGUACACAACGAUAAAUGCACCAGUGGGCGUGGCUUCGUGUGACUUCUCAGACGAUUCGAGCUUCAUUGCGAUGGGUCUAUCGGACUCAUCGAUAGUCAUCAACGCGAUGGAUCCGAUGAAUAAAAUGAAAAAAUUGAGAGAUAUGGAAUUUUUGGAAAAAAUCGAUAUCGAGACGGCCGACAAUGUUCACGCGCAAAUGUUUGAUCUACAAGGAUCCCAGUCGAGUGUACGGUACACGGGACACGGUGGACCAGUGUUCUCUGUGAAUUUCUCACCCGAUCGACGACUUCUUCUCUCCUCAUCUGGAGAUAAGACAAUCCGAUUGUGGAGUAUGGAUGCUCAAAGAAAUGUCGUCAUUUAUAGGUGUCCGGCGAUGGUUUGGCAGGCUCAAUUCUGCAACCGCGGUUACUACUUCGCGACAGCAAGUGCCGACAAGACGGUUUCAAUGUGGUCAACAGACCGUAUGACACCUCUUCGAAUGUUUCCAGACGCAUAUGGAGAUGUCUCGUGUAUUGACUACCACCCGAACUGUAAUUAUAUCGCAGGCGGUUCAGACGAUCGAUACGUCCGUGUAUGGGACGUGUGUUCCGGUACGAGAGUACGCUUAUUCGGUGGUCAUAAAGCGUCGAUUAUUGGGGUGAAAUUCUCACCGUGUGGACGAUAUAUUGUCUCGUUGGAUAUUAUUGGAAAUCUAAUGGUUUGGGAUUUGGCUUAUCAGAGAUUAGUCGCUGCAGAGGUCACCGAGCAGAAGGGAACUAAGGGUCACAUCUCAUUCACACGUGACGGUGGCGUGUUCGCAGUCUCUCAUGGAAAUGCGAAUAUUCAAUUGUACUCUUUGGAUAAUUUGACGAGUUCCGUCCAAUCGACCGGAGCACAUAAUGAUGCUUUCAUGGAGCCGAAAAUAAACAUGGAGGGAUUCCAAAUCGGAUCGUACCCCACAAAACAGACCGCCGUCAUCGGUCUCCACUUCACUCGCCGCAAUCUUCUCCUCGGUUUCGGCUGUUUCGGACAAUAA